AUGGAUAACAGCCCUGGAGGAAGUGGAGGAGUCAUCCUGUAUGCAGGCUCAGCUGGCAGUGCCAGCCCCAGUCCCGGCAGCCCUGGGAGCCCCUCCAGUGGGUACCAGACUCAGUCACCUUCUUCACACUCCCAGCCUUCAUCUCCAGAGGAGGUUUCCUUCACAGAGAUUGGGGUGCUGAAACAAAGGGCAGCAAACUCCAAACUCGUAUUCCAGUUCCCAGAGGUCUACAGUAGCCCCUCAGCAGCAGCCGCUCAGGUCACUAAGCAUACCUAUGCACAUCCCAUUGCAGCAAAGAGGCCAUGCGGGUUCACAGGAACUUUCUCCAAGACAGGUGGAAUGGUCCUGCUCUGCAAAGUCUGUGGGGACAUUGCAUCUGGUUUCCACUAUGGAGUGCAUGCAUGCGAAGGUUGCAAGGGUUUUUUCCGCCGCAGCAUCCAGCAGAACAUUAACUACAAGAUGUGUGUGAAGAACGAGAACUGUCUGAUCAUGCGGAUGAACCGCAACCGGUGCCAGCACUGCCGCUUCAAGAAAUGCCUCUCUGUUGGCAUGUCAAGAGAUGCUGUUCGUUUUGGUCGCAUCCCUAAAAGAGAGAAGCAGCGACUUCUGGAUGAGAUGCAGAGUUACAUGAACAGCCUAAAUGAGUCGGCUGCCAUGGACAUGGACUCAUCUUCCAUGAGGGACACUCCCUCCACCCCAGAAGAUGGCAACUCAAAAGAGGCCAUCGGGGCUAUCUCCAGAGCCUACCGUGACAUCUUCACCAGCAGCAGCAACAACAACAGCAGCAGCAGCCAGGAGAGAGCAGCAGAGACAGCUCACAUUGCCAACAACAACAACACGUCUCACUUUUCUCAGGAUGCCAGUUUUCACCAGGUUUCAUCUCACACCAACUCUGCCCAGAGUUAUCAGGGUUGCCCUGUUGCCCCUGUGUCACGUUGCCCAGUUGCCCCUGUGUCACGUUGCCCAGUUGCCCCUAAUGACAACCAGCAUACAUUCCACAAUGUGGACAACAAUCACAUCACCUACUUAAUUUCAACAAAUCAGAAUCAUGAUCAGUCUAAUGGCACAACUUCUCAAAGAGGCAGCUCUGCCAAUCAUAACAGUUUUCGCAAUGCAGGAAGUGCCACAAAUCAGUCCUCCUGCCCAUGGAAAUUACCACCAGGAGCUAAAGUGCUGGCCUGCCCUCUCAAUGCAUGCCCUGUAUCAGGAGCAGAGCACUCGAGUCAGGAGGUGUGGGAAUCUUUCUCUCAAUGUUUCACUCCUGCUGUUAAGGAGGUGGUAGAGUUUGCCAAGGGCAUCCCUGGAUUUCAAGAGCUUAGCCAGCAAGACCAGGUCAUGCUGCUCAAAUCAGGCACUUUCCAGGUUCUGAUGGUGAGGUUCUGCACCUUGUUCAAUGCACAGGAGCGUACAGUGACAUUCCUGAAUGGCCAAACGUAUCCCCUGUCCACCCUGCGGGCUCUGGGCAUGGGCUUACUGCUGGAUACAAUGUUCGAAUUCAGUGACAAGUUGGGCUCUCUGGGGCUAGAACCAGAUGAAAUGGCUCUCUUCAUGGCUGUGGUGCUGGUCUCUGCAGAUCGUUCUGGUAUUUCGGACAUGCGGGCUGUAGAGCAGCUCCAGGAGGGUCUGAUCCGCGCCCUACGAUCACUGAUCACUCGCCGUCGCCCAGACGACACCACCCUCUUCCCCAAACUCCUCCUGCGACUGCCAGACCUGCGCACCCUCAACAAUCUGCACUCCGACAAACUAUUGGCCUUUCGCAUUGACCCUUGAGCAGGCCACUUGUUCACAGA
Scomber scombrus (Atlantic mackerel) is the source of this 1790-nucleotide messenger RNA. RefSeq names its product nuclear receptor subfamily 1, group D, member 4a (gene nr1d4a). Gene Ontology annotation, molecular function: RNA polymerase II cis-regulatory region sequence-specific DNA binding; zinc ion binding; nuclear receptor activity. Gene Ontology annotation, biological process: cell differentiation; negative regulation of transcription by RNA polymerase II; hormone-mediated signaling pathway. The transcript is spliced from 8 exons. Lineage: Eukaryota; Metazoa; Chordata; Actinopteri; Scombriformes; Scombridae. The record is from RefSeq and is a predicted model, not a curated record. The coding region runs from base 1 to 1770 and encodes 589 amino acids.